AUGGGUGAAGUACAGGAAUGUGAAACUGAGCCCUUUAUUGAGGAGCAUAUCUACCCUUCCCGUAUAGGGCUUAGCUAUCCUUCUGCAAAGACUCAAACCUGGAAUCGCUCUUCACCCGAGUUUAGCGCUAUUAUGGGUACGCCUGUGGGUACUUAUGGCCAGGGUGUCAAACGGAUUGCACGAAUUGCUACUUUCCAUACUGCUCUUGACCUUCACAAACUACAUAUUCGCUUCGAUAUUGAGGAUGUUUGA
Molecule: messenger RNA, 252 nt
Organism: Penicillium concentricum
Lineage: Eukaryota; Fungi; Ascomycota; Eurotiomycetes; Eurotiales; Aspergillaceae
Exons: 2
Coding region: 1-252 (83 amino acids)
Source: RefSeq, a predicted model, not a curated record